AUGUACUCCUCUUAUUAUCUGAUAUCUAUUGGUAUGCUAUGGUCUUUAUCAAUGAUAGAUGCUAAGCAACGAGGCCAAUCGCAACGUAAUUUGGGCGAUUUUUGCAUUCCGGGUACAUGUGCGAGCUUGAAUUCCAAUUGUAAACGUGUUGGAGAGACUGCUUUUCGAUGCGUCUGUAAGGAUCAAUAUUUAUCUGUGAAUAAAACUCAUUGUGUUAAAGUCAUCAAUGCAUCUUCUGAUUCGUCUUGUAUUGCAUGUAUUGAACGGGGUGGUAUUUGUUUAGAUGAAGAUUCUGAUAAUCACAUGGACACAUGUUUUUGUCAAUUAGAUACUGAUUUAUGUAAUGAACGAACAACACUAUCAAUGAUAUCUACAACAGAAUCAACAGAGAAACUUGUACCAAUUGUAACGCCAUUAUUACCAAGUCGAUCUGUUAGGCAAGGUGAACUGACACUUAGUUUACAUGAUAUAAGCCAACGACGUUUAAUUGAUAAUGGUGGUUCUGUUUUUAUUGGUGAUCGACUUGUCAUUGAAAUCAAAUAUCGAACAGCUGAACAAAAUCCUGAUCGGCAUCAAAUUAUAGCAGAAAAUUGUUCAAUAUCAUCAAGUGUCUCAGAUAAUGAAAUAAGAUUAGAAAAAAUUCCUCUCUUGACAAAUCGUUGCCCAUCAUUAGAUUCACGUUUACCCGUACGUUUUCAACGUAUUGAUCCAGAUCAUAUUAAAAGUUCUAUAUUUCAAAUGCAUAAAUUUGAUACAACAUCAAUUGUUUAUUUACGUUGUUCGAUUGCCAUAUGUUACGGUCAGAUAGAAAAUUGUCAAGAACGUUUAUGUCCAGAAAUACGACGAUCACCAACAUUACAUCGUGGUCAAACAAGUAUAUUUAAUUUAUCAUUAACAUCGACAGUUGAUUAUGCUCCAUUUGAUUAUGUUGAUGAAGAUGGUGCAAGCGUUAUUGCAUUACGACGACGACGAAAACGAGAUGAUAGUGAUGGCGAACAAACAAAAAGAAACUUAGCGAGAUUAUUGUCUGACUUAAGUUGGUCGAUGGAUCACACAUCAUCGAACAAACUAGUUGAUGAGAGUAAUUCUGGUGGUCAUUACGAAAUACGACAAGUACAGCAACAAAUAAUUAUUGAGCUACCAUUACCUCAACCAGCAGAAAAAAUUAAAAUUGCUUAUGAAGCUUUUUAUGGUCGCACAUCAUCAUCAGCAACUCAAAGCAGUGUCGAACGAUCCACUGUUAUCGCUACUAUUUCAAUUAUCUUUAUUAUUGGCAUAUCAAUAUCAUUGUUUGUUGUUUAUCGAGCAUGUUAUUUUGACUAUGCUCAACGGAUAUAUGGUUCAGCAUCGUUUGCUGGUUUUGGUAAUGGUGCUGAUUCAACGUAUGCCGGCAUAAGAAGUUCGUCACAAGUGUGUCGUUAUGAUAUGGGACGUCGAUCUGAACAACGCUUUGAUGAAAGUCUUUUUGUAACUAAUGUGGAACCAAUAGGUGCUUAUCGACGACAAUGUUAG
Molecule: messenger RNA, 1512 nt
Organism: Rotaria socialis
Lineage: Eukaryota; Metazoa; Rotifera; Eurotatoria; Philodinida; Philodinidae
Source: the annotation of a GenBank genome assembly